GAUUAUCACAGGUUCGAUGAACUACAUGUAACAAAAUGUGCAGUGGUAUGACCUCAAGUCAGCUAAUUUUAUCUCAAUCAAACAAUUCGUCUUAUAGACUCACGAUGUUGCACUAAAUGAGCGCAACAGCAGCUGACCCGACUCUGAUUAAUUACUCACUUGUCGAAUAUGGUUCGCGAUUGGCAUUUAAACACAAGUUUACUUCAUACGUGGUGUUUCUCUCGUGGCUUACCUACCAGUCCACCUUCCGUUAGGCUGUCACAAAGCUCUCCGGUGGUCAAGUUCUACGAGCUUUUAAUAUUUUAUGGAAAAACAAAGGUUAGGGCGCUGGUUUCCCGAUGGCAACUCUGAUCACCAUCAGUUCCAGAACUCAGUAUUCAGAGCAGGUUUGUGCUCGAAUGUCUGGUUACGAUUCAAAGCAGUUACAACAGCUAUUCGCCAAGCCAUAAACAGUGAUGUUGCUUUCAAUAGCAGCGUUUGAUGGCUGUAUGGGGGCGAUGGAUUGCCUAUAAGAAGCACGCCCUUUGAACUUGUCAGUUCUCUCAUGUCUCCAAGGCCCUUCUAACUAUACAGCGCCCCCCACGAUUAUCACUUCAAAGUACCAUAAAAUAGACCUACCCGGUUAAAAACAUGCGCCUCCUCCUAGCUUUCGUCUCCCUCCUCUCGCUAACGACGGCGGGCCCUGUGUCUCGCAGCCCCCCAGAUAAAGAUGGCGAAUAUCUCUGGGGAUGUGGUAAGACGGCUCCUUUCAGUAUCUCAGACUGUAACGAGCUACUUGACUGGUUUAAGACUGUUUCCAAAACGGGCUGGUUCGGUAUCGGAAAAGUCAAUGGUCUAACCAAGUAUUGGGGUUCUUGCCAGCUUUAUAUACAACCCGGGCCCCUCGGUCACUUUGCCCUCGAGAUCCAACAAGAUGAAUUUGUGGAUGUUGUUCAUCGGGGUAUGGUGUAUAAAUGCCCUGAUAAAUGGGCCCGAGCAACGGUCAAACCAGACAACAAUACUUGGAUAGCAUUUGUAACGGAGAAGGGCUGGGAGCCUCAUGAUGAAUUUUAGAGGAACCGAUAGUGUCAUUUCGGCUGGUACUGGUUUGGCCAUCUAAUAAAGUAACCUAUUCUCUCAAGAGCUUGAGAGUCCAGGGGCUGGUUGAUAGGAAUAUGAGUUUGACCUUGUCC
Fusarium odoratissimum NRRL 54006 is the source of this 1172-nucleotide messenger RNA. RefSeq lists its product as uncharacterized. The transcript has 2 exons. The record is from RefSeq and is a predicted model, not a curated record. Lineage: Eukaryota; Fungi; Ascomycota; Sordariomycetes; Hypocreales; Nectriaceae. The coding region runs from base 631 to 1053 and encodes 140 amino acids.